Molecule: messenger RNA, 1378 nt
Organism: Neltuma alba
Lineage: Eukaryota; Viridiplantae; Streptophyta; Magnoliopsida; Fabales; Fabaceae
Product: ranBP2-type zinc finger protein At1g67325
Exons: 10
Coding region: 142-993 (283 amino acids)
Source: RefSeq, a predicted model, not a curated record
ACUGAUCGAACAAAAGCCCUGGAACUUGAACGAAAGCCGCGUGAGCUGCUUUUUUGUGUGCGCAGCUGGGAGAAGCACCGUUUUGGUCAUUCCAUCGCCGGCCGAGAUCUCUUCGCUUUAACUCCGUCGUAGGUCGUCGUCAUGUCUCAGGUUGAUAAUCGAAACUCUUCAGCGGCCAAGCGUGCCCGUACUGAUGGUAGUCGCAGGGAAGAUGAUUGGACGUGCCCUAGCUGUGGCAAUGUCAAUUUCUCUUUCAGAACAACAUGUAAUAUGCGUAACUGCACUCAACCCAGGCCUGCAGAUCAUAAUUCGAAAUCUGCUGCCAAGCCUCUACAAGCUCCCCAGGGUUAUACAUCCUCCACUCCUUAUGUUGGUUCUGGUGCUCCCUCUUCAAUGUAUCUUGGUGUUCCACCAUAUGGGUCUUCUCUAUUCAAUGGGUCAUCAAUUCCUCCAUACGAUGUUCCAUUUUCUGGAGGAUCAGCGUAUCACUACAAUUAUGGAAGUCGUCUUUCUGCUGGCAGUCCUUACAGACCACUGCAUUUAUCUGGACCAGUACCGUACUCAAGUGGAUCCAUGUUGGGAAAUGGUGGCAUGUAUGGAAUGCCCCCUCUGGUGGACCGGUAUGGCCUGGGUUUGCCGAUGGGACCUGGAACUAUGGGCCCUAGGCCAGGGUUUUUUCCUGAUGACAAGUCUCAGAAAAAAGAUGCAACUCGUGACAAUGACUGGACAUGUCCAAAAUGUGGCAAUAUCAACUUCUCAUUCCGAACAGUAUGCAACAUGAGAAAGUGCAACACACCAAAGCCUGGAUCACAGGUUUCUAAAUCAGACAAAAAUUCUAAGCAAAAGAUGCCUGAGGGCAGUUGGACGUGUGAAAAAUGUAACAACGUAAACUACCCAUUCAGAACCAAGUGCAAUAGACAGAAUUGUGGUGCUGAUAAGCCAACUGAGCCCAAUAAAUCUCCUUCAGCGGCAUCAGAUCAAAAUGAUCAGUGAGUACUAGGACAUGUUUGAGGGUUGAGAAGGUCCAGAGUUGUCAUCCAGCAUUGCUCAGUAAGGGUGUCUGACUGUCAGUCUUGUCGUCCUCUUUGUUGCAGCAGUUGUCAAGUCACUCACCUUCUCAUGACCUGUGUCAAAUUGUGUAUUAAUUGAUGGUAUUGGUCUUUGUGGAUCAUUAUGAUGCAUGUGUCAGCCAGCUUGCCUGGCAUAAUUUGACAGGUUGGUUUUGGUAUCUCUCAGAUAGGUUUUCUGUACUUUCGGAAUCAACUAUUAUUCUAGUGGGUAUGUUAUCAUAUACAUUUAGGUAAGGUACCCAGAGGCAGAAAGGUUAAUGACAGUUCCAGUUUUCUAGUUCUUUUUUCUUUUGGUUCUUGAUUGCCUA